GUGACACCAGAGCUCUAUAUCACGCGCAACUUCCUCCUGCUCUUCCUCUUUCAAGUCUGUGCGUGGCGUGAGACUACAAGCCAAAAUGAGCAAGGUCUCAAGAGACACAUUAUAUGAAGCCGUCAAGGAGGUGCUGGCUGGCUCCACGGCCAAGACCAGAAAGUUCCUGGAGACAGUGGAACUUCAGAUUAGCUUGAAGAACUACGAUCCCCAGAAGGACAAGCGUUUCUCUGGCACAGUCAGGCUGAAGACCACUCCACGCCCCAAGUUCUCAGUGUGCGUCCUUGGUGACCAGCAGCAUUGUGAUGAGGCCAAGGCCGCCGAGAUGCCCCACAUGGACAUCGAGGCCCUCAAGAAGCUCAACAAGAACAAGAAGCUGGUCAAGAAGCUCGCUAAGAAGUACGACGCUUUCCUGGCCUCAGAGUCUCUGAUUAAGCAGAUCCCACGUAUCCUGGGCCCCGGGCUGAACAAGGCCGGCAAAUUCCCCUCCCUGCUCACCCACAACGAGAACCUCAACACCAAAGUCGAUGAGGUCAAGUCCACCAUCAAGUUCCAGAUGAAGAAGGUGCUGUGUCUGGCGGUGGCUGUGGGUCACGUGAAGAUGACUGAGGACGAGCUGGUCUACAACAUCCACCUGGCAGUCAACUUCCUGGUGUCCCUGCUGAAGAAGAAUUGGCAGAACGUGAGGGCGCUCUACAUCAAGAGCACCAUGGGAAAGCCCCAGCGACUCUACUAGAGACUACUUGGGACUGCUGCUGCUUUUCUAUUAAUAAAAUGUGGAGAGAUCCAA
Molecule: messenger RNA, 790 nt
Organism: Engraulis encrasicolus (European anchovy)
Lineage: Eukaryota; Metazoa; Chordata; Actinopteri; Clupeiformes; Engraulidae
Gene: rpl10a
Product: ribosomal protein L10a
Exons: 6
Coding region: 86-736 (216 amino acids)
Biological process (GO): maturation of LSU-rRNA; translation
Cellular component (GO): cytosolic large ribosomal subunit
Molecular function (GO): structural constituent of ribosome; RNA binding
Source: RefSeq, a predicted model, not a curated record